GGACAAUUAUUAUGCUCCGUUGGUUUCUUGCUGCUGAAUUUUGCUUGGGGCGCCGCAACUGCACAUCUUUCCAAGGAUGGACUAAGGGAUGCGCCUGGAUUCUGGUGCACUGCUUCUUCUUUUUCAGGUGGAGGUGACCUGUUGAGACAUCUACAUGCUUUGGCAGAAGCUGAAUCAAAAAUUAACGAGCUCCUUCCUCAUCAUAGAAAGUUCAAUGACCUUAAAACGCAGCUGGAGCUCAAAUUACAUGAUGUCUCACUCUCGGAAAACAGAGCUAAGCAAAAUGAGCAUCAUAAGGUGAUGCAGCUAAGCGAGUUGGUUAAGAAGAUCGAGGAGGAGCUUGGAGCAGCAAAAUCAGCCAUAAAAAAGAAGCAGCUUUUGUGUCUUCUACAAAACAGGAUCAUGAUAAUGUCCAAUCCUAACUCAAUAUUGCCGGAAGGAAGAUACAAAAAUGCGCUACAAAUUCCUGUUAUUGCCGAGAAGCAGCAGGGAAUUCAAUACAUGAUUAGUGAGGCCAACGUAGUGAGAAAAGGAUUGGAGAAUAAACUAAUUUGUUUUGUU
Molecule: messenger RNA, 561 nt
Organism: Striga asiatica
Lineage: Eukaryota; Viridiplantae; Streptophyta; Magnoliopsida; Lamiales; Orobanchaceae
Source: the annotation of a GenBank genome assembly